Molecule: messenger RNA, 166 nt
Organism: Funneliformis mosseae
Lineage: Eukaryota; Fungi; Glomeromycota; Glomeromycetes; Glomerales; Glomeraceae
Source: the annotation of a GenBank genome assembly
AAACCCUACAUCCAAUCACUGGAACUUUUCUCCACUUCAAUCUUCAAAGAUCUCAGUAACUAAACCAAGAUCUGCACUAAGACAAUUUUUAACGAAACCUACAAGCCUGCCUACUCUUUUAAGGCUUCAUUUAUAUCUUAAAGCAUGGCCACCUUCUGCUAUCUAG